UCCCUUUUCUCUAUUUAAAUCUACCCAAAGACUCCACCUUUAUUGAAAUAUCUCACUUACAUGGAAUUCCAAAGGGUCUCAUGAGAUCCAUUAAUGGUGUUGAUUGAGUUGGGUCUUAGCUUGCUUUGCUGGAGAGAUAGUGCAUUCUGAUAUUGGGCUUUUCUUUUCUGUGCAAGAUCUACUCCAUUGGUGUUUGAAUUCAUCAAAUGGGUCUAGUUCGGACUACAAGUAUGAGAAGUGCAGACUAUUUGGAAGGGAUGAUCAAUGACUACGUCGGGGGGAAGGCGAAGAUGAGAGCACACAAGAGCACUUCUACUCGCUUCGUCGCCUUCCUCACCUGCCUUCAGUUAGCCUUUGCAAUAUACGCAACCUUUCUUCUCUACUACAUGAGCCCAUCCAUUGAUUUACGGACGAAACCCGAUUUCACAUGGGCCACCCGCAUCGCCAAACAAUGGAAACAGUUCAUCAUUCAGCCCCACGUGCUUGGAAACUACCAAGAAAAUUUCGUUCUCCAAUCAGAACCUCUGAACCCAUCCGAGGUGUGUGAGCAUGAGAAGAUCGAUUUCUUGCAGAAGAAAUCGAAUGACAUUCAGAUGAUCAAGUUCAAGAGGGACCUCUACGAUGAAGUGUUGAAAUUUCAGAAGAAGACAUUAGGGACUGAGACUCUCUCCGAACUGAUGCUGAUGAGCUCGAAGUGGGAUUCUCGGGGUCCGAAUAUACCUAAAAUUACAGUGAUUUUGAACCAUUUCAAGAGGAAAACGCUCUGUUCUCAGCUUGAUUCGCUACUCCAUCAGACAGUUCCUUUUCACCAUAUUUGGGUUCUUGCGUUUGGGAGUCCAAAUGAGCUAUCGUUGAAACGAAUCAUUGAUAGCUAUAACAAUUCGAAGAUCAGCUUCAUCAGUUCUAGCUACGAUUUCAAGUACUACGGAAGGUUUCAGAUGGCCCUACAGACUGAAGCUGAAUUCGUGUACAUUCUCGACGACGAUAUGAUACCUGGUCAGAAAAUGCUAGAGAUCUUGUCACAUGUGGCGGGGACAGAGAAGUAUAAGAACUCAGUUCUCGGCAGCAUAGGGAGGAUCUUGCCAUUCAGGCAGAAGGAUUUUACAUUCCCAAGUUACAGAAAGUUCCGAUCGAAGGAGGCUGGGCUGUAUUUGCCGGACCCUGCCUACGAUAUCACUGUCGAUAGGAUUGUGCAGGUGGAUUUUCUGUCGAGCUCGUGGUUUUUAUCUGCAGAUCUCGUUAAGACGCUGUUUGUGGAGACCCCCUUCACUUUCAUGACUGGCGAAGAUCUGCAUCUCAGUUAUCAGCUUCAGAAGUACAGGAAUGCCGGCUCUUUUGUGCUGCCUGUCAACCCAGAGGACAAGGAAACUUGGGGAGAUAGUGAACAUAGGCUCGCUUACGUCUCUGAGACCACAGUAAUCUUCAAAGAUAUCGUUCAAGUCCGAGAUGAUCAAUGGUGGCAGGCCCUCUCAACCGGUUACGUAACUCAGUGGGCUGCGAUGAAUCCUCAGAAAAUAGAUGCACUUUUCUAUGCUCAUUCUCCUGAAGAAGUGAGAGCACUUGCACCCCUUCUCGAGAAGUUCAGGUUGACCAUCGGAAAGAAGGCCUACAUCGUUGUCUCAGGGGGUGGAUUCUGUCCUUGUAAAGAAGCUGCAUCCAUUCUCAACUGGCCCGUAUUGGUCUGCAGAGAGAGGCGAUUCAAGAUCUUUGAUUUAGGGGUGGGGACUAUUUCAGGAGUAUCAAAUUCAGAGGUGCCCAUCUUACAGUCUGUAUACUCCAGCAUGAAAGGGCUGAUCAAAAUUCACAAUCCCAGCUUGCUGAUCACUGUUGCUGAUAUCGAUUCUAAUGUGAAGAAUGCUUUGAAAAUGGCGGUGGGGAGUAAUUCAAACCAUUCGACACUGGUUCUAUUGCCAAGAUCUGCAGUGCCAAAGGUUCUAUGGAUGGCUGAUUUGCGAUCAACAGCAUUGCCAAAUUGGAAUCGGAUGCAGAUCUCCAUAAACAUAAUCACUCAAAACCGUGCUUCAUCUCUCUUGAGGCUCCUCAAGUCUCUCAGUGAGGCUUACUAUCUUGGGGACGAGAUUCCUCUCAGUUUCAACAUGGACAGCAAAGUCAAUGAGGAGACAAUUCGGGUCGUAGGCACAUUCAAGUGGCCUCACGGCCCCAAAACCCUCCGGAGAAGGAUCAUCCAAGGAGGGCUUAUCCGUGCCGUCAGCGAGAGCUGGUACCCAUCGUCCAAUGAUGACUUUGGCCUCCUCCUCGAAGACGACAUUGAAGUCUCCCCCUACUAUUACCUAUGGAUCAAAUAUGCGCUCUUGACCUACCACUACGACCCGCAAAUCUCACUCCCUGAAAUCUCUUCAAUUUCCCUAUACACACCUCGGUUAGUUGAAGUAGUGAAAGAACGACCCAAGUGGAAUGCAACCGACUUCUUCAAGCGAAUCCAUCCAAACACGCCGUAUCUCCAUCAGCUACCUUGCAGCUGGGGUGCAGUUUUCUUCCCCAAGCAAUGGAGAGAAUUCUAUGUUUACAUGAAUAUGAGGUUUACAGAAGACGCAAAACAAAACCCAGUUCAGAUUCCAAAGUCUAGGACGAACGGUUGGCAAGCUUCAUGGAAGAAGUUCCUGAUUGAUAUGAUGUAUCUGAGAGGAUAUGUUAGUCUGUAUCCAAACUUCCCAGAUCAGCAGAGCUUUUCGACGAAUCACAUGGAGCCUGGGGCACACAUUAGCGCAAAGGACAAUGUGGUAAGGCACAACAAGGGGGAUUUUGAGGUGCCAUUGCUGAAGGAGGACUUCAGGCAGUUCUUGCCGGCGGGGAAGCUGCCAUCAGGUUCAAAGCUGCCAGUACUUAAUCUUUUCAACCAGGCGGUCUCUUUGAGGGGGCUGAAGGCGGCUGGAGCUAAGCUCAGGCAGGAUGUGAUCAGAUGUAAUGCGACAGAGCUUGUGAUCGUCGAUCAUGGGACAGGCUUGCCUCUGCAAUGUGCCAAAUUCUAAUUCUUUCCAAUUGGUGUUUGUUUCUAUUCUUUGUUUUUUGAGAUAUUUGUGAGUGUAAUUUCUGUUCAAGUUGGGGGGGAGGGGGAUUGGUUUUAAAGAUUGUACUGAUAAAUGAACUGUUGGAAGGAUGUUGCUGUUGAAUAGCCCUUCAAAUGGAGGGUCUCUUCUCAAUCUAUGUAGCCAAAAUUGGCUCUCUCUCUCU
Messenger RNA from Magnolia sinica, 3192 nucleotides. RefSeq lists its product as uncharacterized. The transcript is spliced from 4 exons. Bases 207 to 2990 code for a protein of 927 amino acids. The record is from RefSeq and is a predicted model, not a curated record. NCBI's taxonomy places the organism in Eukaryota, Viridiplantae, Streptophyta, Magnoliopsida, Magnoliales, Magnoliaceae.